UCGUAGAUAAAACACGUUUAUCAACCUGGAUGGACACUUACUCACUUUCAUUUUCCUGAGAAACACUCCAUCGACAGCUUGUGCACAUGUACAACCCAUGCAAGCUCAAGAAAGGACCGACGAGAGCGGAGAGAUCGCCCUUUAGCCGCCUCUGAAAGCAGCUAACACGGCUAACAGCUCACCGAGAGGACGCUAGCUGGCUGGCUGGUUGACAGUUGCUUCGGUCAGCUACGUGCCUUUAACUGUACAGUAGCUGCUAUUUAGACGGUGAAACAAUGAGUCGCCUCUGACAUUGAGAGCACUGAGGCCCAGUUGGUUGUCACAUUAGAGUAACCAGAGCCCAUCACUAGCAAGGUGGGUCUCUGUUGACUCUGCCAUUGAAGAUUAGCGGGGGAGCCGUGAGCCAGCUUGCCGAUGCACCCCUAGUUUUGACCUGUCAGAGCUGCCAAUAUGAUGCCGAUGAUACUGACGGUGUACCUCAGCGAUGGGGAACAGGCUGUGACUGAGGUGCCCAUCACUCCUGAGACGACGUGCCGCGAUGUCGUCGAGUUCUGCAAAGAGCCCGGCGAGAGCGGCUGCCACCUGGCCGAGGUCUGGAGAGGCAACGAACGAGCGAUCCCCUUCGAGCACAUGAUGUAUGAACAUCUGCAGAAAUGGGGACCACGGAAACAAGAGGUCAAGUUUUUCCUUCGGCACGAAGAUUCGCCGACUGAGGGCAGCGAUCAAGGGAGUCAGCAGACUCAGGAGCAGACGAGCCGUAGAAGUGGAAACACUGGAGAGAAGCACAACGAGAAUGGGGUUGGGAAUCAGCGUGUGGAGCUCACGCUUUCAGAGCUGCAGGAGAUGGCCACUCGACAGCAGCAGCAAAUCGAGGCUCAGCAGCAGAUGCUUGUUGCAAAGGAGCAACGCUUGCGUUACCUGAAGCAGCAGGAGCGGCGUCAGCAACAAACUGUUUCGGAAAGUGAGAAGCUGCAGAGGCUCAAGGAACGUGUGGAGAGCCAGGAGGCAAAGCUCAAGAAGAUUCGAGCAAUGAGAGGCCAGGUGGACUACAGCAAGGUCAUCAAUGGCAACCUGUCGGCAGAGAUUGAGCAGGUCAGCGGCCUGUUCCAAGAGAAGCAGGCAGAGUUACAGACGGCCAUGCUGAGGGUGGAACAGCUCAGCCUGCAGCUGGAGGACCUGCGGAGGGGAAAGCUUAACGGCAUACAGACAGCCCUGGGUGGCCAAGUAACUGGCGCUGCAGCCUUGGAACUCCGCAAACUCUACCAGGAGCUUCAGAUCCGGAACAAGUUGAACCACGAGCAAAACAGCAAACUGCAGCAACAGAAGGAGCUUCUGAACAAGCGCAACAUGGAAGUCACGCUCAUGGACAAGCGCAUCAGCGAGCUCCGGGAACGCCUCUACAAGAAAAAAGCUGAGGCACGUCAAAAAGAGAACCUUCCUCUAAACAGAGCCAACGGGCCUCCCUCUCCACAGCCAGCUCCUGGGACUCUGGGCCGCGUGGCUGCUGUCGGGCCGUACAUCCAAGUUCCUGUGCCAGGCCGACAGGAUGGGGGCUACGCCAUACCACCCGACCCACUGAAGCCUCAGACUCUGGGUGUCAAUAAUCAAGCCAACCACGGCCGUGCCAAGUCAGCUAAUGAUACUGGUUGGCCUACUGUAGGCAAGACCAGUACUCUAAAGCCUCCUGAGAGAAGAGAUUCAGGGACUGACACCCAGGGCAAGAGCCCUCCCACAGGCUCCCCUGUUGCUCCAAAUGCAGAAAAGGUGCUAGACUCCAAAAUGGCCUCCCCUGCCAUACCCAAGCCACAGCCACCUCCCUAUGGCUCCCACCUCACCUCCGCAACCUCAGCCAGCUCUUUGGACCGUCGCAAGGACGCACCACCUCCUCGCCCGCUCCCAAACCCGCCGGCUCCUGCCUGGCCCCGUGUCCCCCCCACCACAGGCUCGUCCUCCCAGCAGAUCCAGCAGCGGAUCUCAGUGCCGCCGAGCCCCACUUUCCAGCCGAAUGCCCCGCUAUUUCCUCCUGGGCUGAGUGAGCGACUGGAUCCCCCACCAGCUGUGGCAGUACGCCCCUUCAUCCCAGACAGAGGAUCACGGCCUCAGUCGCCACGCAAAGGCCCAGCUACCAUGAACUCCAGCUCCAUCUAUCACAUGUACCUUCAGCAGGCGGCACCAAAGAGCCAGCCACCCAAGCCUGCUCUCAAAGCAGUGUAUGGGAAACCUGUUCUCCCGCCAAGCUCGACACCUCCCUCGCCCCUGCCUUUCGUCCAGGCUGGAGGGGCCUUCCCGCUGCUCCAAGGCCCACCUUGUGUCGAGGAUAUGUUUGACGGUGACUUUGAUGAUCAUGAUGGUUUCCAGCACCUUGAACCCUCUGCGCCUCCUCCCAGUGUGGAGAACAUUCCUCGACCACUCAGCCCCACUAAACUAACACCCAUGGUACACUCCCCGCUGCGCUACCAAAGUGAUGCCGACCUUGAGGUGCUCCGCAAAAAGCUGGCCAAUGCUCCGAGACCCCUAAAGAAGCGCAGCUCCAUCACAGAGCCAGAGGGCCCCAGUGGGCCCAACAUCCAGAAACUGCUCUACCAGAGAUUCAACACUCUUGCAGGAGGUAUAGAGGGAAACGGAGUCAGUGGAUCAGGAGGUGGUAAUGGUGCGGGUAAUGGAACACCAUUUUAUCAGCCAGCCAAUCCUCCUGGCUAUCUGGGAGGUGACUCUGUGGCUGAUACAGACAAUGGCAACCUUCCAUCUGAGACACUGCUGCUGCCGCCACCACCCAGGGCAGACGAGCUGGGCUCUGAGGCUCCACCUCCAUCUACUGACACUAAUGACAACCAGCCGCUGCCCUCACCACCAGAAGGACUUGAAGACCCAGCUGAGGCAGAGGGACCAGAGGAGGAGGAGGAGGAGGACGACAACAACAACAAUGUAGGAAGCUCUGAGGCUUUGCUGCCCAGCCCUGUGCCCGAGGUCAGCACUCCAGAGGAGAGCGGCACAGUGCUGUCACAGCCCCUGGAGAAGCGCACAAACCUGAAGAAGCCCGACUCUGACCGCACCGGCCACGGCUUCAGAGUAAAGUUUAACCCUUUGGCUCUCCUGCUGGAUGCCUCAUUGGAGGGAGAGUUCGACCUCGUCCAGAGGAUCAUCUAUGAGGUGGAUAAUCCAAGCACUCCCAAUGAUGAGGGCAUCACACCCCUGCACAACGCUGUGUGUGCAGGACAUCACCACAUAGUCAAGUUCCUGCUGGAUUUUGGUGUGAACGUUAACGCAGCAGACAGUGAUGGAUGGACUCCACUUCACUGCGCUGCCUCCUGCAACAGUGUUCAUCUCUGCAAGUUGUUGGUUGAGUCAGGGGCAGCCAUCUUUGCCACCACCAUCAGUGAUGUGGAGACAGCUGCAGAUAAAUGUGAAGAAAUGGAAGAGGGCUACAUCCAGUGUUCCCAGUUCCUAUAUGGUGUUCAGGAGAAGUUGGGCGUAAUGAACAAAGGGACGGUGUAUGUUCUGUGGAAUUACGAAGCUCAGAACGCAGACGAGCUGUCCUUCAGUGAGGGCGAUGCCAUCACCAUUCUGCGACGACAGGAUGACAGUGAAACGGAUUGGUGGUGGGCAAGGCACGAGGACAACGAGGGCUACGUACCCCGCAACCUGCUGGGGCUCUAUCCUAGGAUCAAGCCUCGUCAGCGCUCCCUGGCAUAGUGUCCCGCUCCGCUGACCUCUGGCUAACAGCUGGACUAGUGACAAACCCAAGAGCCGAGAACAAAGGAGCCUGGUGCUCCAUCUUCUCCCCAUGGCCAUAAUCUCCCCAGGCCUCAUGCUUCUUACAAAAUCCUUUUUUUUUCUGAAGCAGAGGGCAUCGAACUCUUGACACAGUUAUUUACACACAUACAUAGACGCACACACAGUGAAACACUCCAAAUGCGAAAAUCUCUUAAACCACUCCAUCCUGACCCCCACCCCUCCUUCAACCUGUUGCUGUCAUUGCCCCAACUUGAUUUUACCCCAAUUCAAUGUCCAUUAUGUAACAGACAACAACUUGACCAACUUGAAGAAUAAAACACUAACCUUG
This is a messenger RNA of Scomber japonicus (chub mackerel), 4063 nucleotides long. It is a transcript of the gene ppp1r13bb, whose product is annotated as protein phosphatase 1, regulatory subunit 13Bb. The transcript is spliced from 18 exons. The record is from RefSeq and is a predicted model, not a curated record. Gene Ontology annotation, cellular component: nucleus. Lineage: Eukaryota; Metazoa; Chordata; Actinopteri; Scombriformes; Scombridae. Bases 451 to 3693 code for a protein of 1080 amino acids. Gene Ontology annotation, molecular function: p53 binding. Gene Ontology annotation, biological process: regulation of apoptotic process.